AUGUCUCUCGCUAAAGCAAGAAAAGGAUUAAAGACUGAAAAGAAAGGUGGAAAAGUAUCUCCUGAUCAAAAACUUCUCAACCAAUUCUUUGAAACCCAUGAUAAUCAUAACAAGUCAGAUAAAAAUUUUAAAUUCAGUCAUUUUCACCCUGGACAUGCUGAGGAUGCCUUUAAACUCUCUGCGGAAUUUAUGGAAAUCGCAAACAAAAAUCCUGAUAAUGCCAUCGAGAAAGUUGUUGAACACGCGAAUAAAGCAUCUGAAACUUCGAAUCUCGAAUUAGUUCGUCAUGCUUUAAUGAUGUUUGUUACUCAUCAUCCGUCUGCUCGUAACAAAAAUUUGCGUAUUCCUCCAUUGAUUAAACGUUCUCCCGGAGCUACUGUUCCCAAGAAGAAGAACAUUUCAUUGGCUCCUGGUCCCCUGGUAUCUACUCAUUCUACUGAAAAGAUUAAGGAAACUGAAGAUAACCCUGAAUUAUAUAUGAAUUGGUAUAGAGAAGAUCCUAAUCUCAAUGAGCAUCACGAGCAUUGGCAUAUCGUUUAUGGUAGUAAUGGUGUUCCUGAUGUUAAGGAUCCUAAAAUCCGUGUUCAUAAGGAUCGACAUGGUGAAUUGUUCGUUUACAUGCAUCGACAAAUGCUGGCAAGAUAUGAUAUCGAACGUCUUGGACUAGGUUUAUCUUUGAUUAAACCUCUUGAUGAUUAUUUUGCCCCAAUUGAUGAAGGAUAUCAUCCUAACGAAAAUUUGGUUGAUGCAGAAGAUGAAGAUGAUCCUUACUCUACUUUUGGUUCUCGUAAACCUGGGUCAAAAAAUCGUGAUUAUGGUAAAAAAGAUGGUCCUUUCACACUUAAAGCAAUGGAUGCAAAUCGUAAAAAGGUCGAAGAAGCUGUUAAUUGUGGUAAAUUUUAUAAUGGUGCCGAGAUCGAUAUUGAUACGUUGGGCGCUGUUCUCGAAUCUUAUGGAAAAGGUGAUUUGAUUAAAUAUUAUGGUAGUUUACAUGCAGGUGGUCACCUUACUAUAGGACACAUAAUUGAUGAUCCUGGUGUGAUGGCUCAAACACGCGUUGCUGCACGUGAUCCGGUAUUUUGGAGAUGGCAUCGUCAUAUAGAUAAUCUGGUCAAAACAUGGGAAGAAAAACGAGAACCGAAUGACUUUUCCAAUUCAUCACCUGUAAAACUUCAAGAUGUCAUUUUUGUAUUCAAAGAUAAACUACCUAUACACCAUGGAGAAACCCAAGAUGAAGAAGCAGCUGCAUUUGGUGAAAAAACAUUUGGUGGAAAAAAUUUUUGUACGGACGUAUCAAAAAAUGAUAUUGUUACAAAUGAAUUAGAAACAAAAAUGAAAACUAGAGUGUGGACAUAUAUUUCAGAUUCAGGAUCAACUGAGGAGAUAGAUUAUUUAUUCCCUAGGGAAUUUUAUUAUUAUUUCCGUGUUGAAAAUACUUCAGCAAGUGAAUUUAUAGCUACAUUCCGCGUCUUUCUAGUACCAGAGGAAUUAGCUGAAUCAAGAGUUCAUUGGAUUGAAUUAGAUAAAUUCAAAGAAUGUUUACCUGCUAAUUCUAAAACGGUAGUAUGUCGUGAUUGUGAUAUGUCAUCAAUCGUACGUCAACCUCCGCAGAAAACCGAUGAUGAAUUAGACGAUACAGCUCUUCCGAUUGAUACUACUCCAGUAGAUAAUAAUAAUGACCGAUUUUGUGAUUGUGGUUGGCCUUUCCAUUUAUUACUUCCCAGAGGAAGGAAAGGAGGAAUGAAAUAUAAAUUAUUAGUAUUUAUUUCCGAUUGGUCUGAAGAUGAAGUACCAACAAUAAGUAGAUGUGGAAGUAUUAGUUUUUGCGGUGCUGAAGGAGCGGCUGAUAAAUAUCCCGACAAGAAACCCAUGGGUUAUCCACUUGAUAGACCGUUCAAAAAUAAUUCUUAUAAAGAGACGUUUGCUGGAUUAAAUAAUGCUAUUAUUAGAGAUGUUUGCAUUAAUUGGGUUGAUGAGUUUCCUGAAAUCGUCGUUGAAGACAGCUGCUAA
This is a messenger RNA of Rhizophagus irregularis DAOM 181602=DAOM 197198, 2010 nucleotides long. RefSeq lists its product as uncharacterized. The record is from RefSeq and is a predicted model, not a curated record. NCBI's taxonomy places the organism in Eukaryota, Fungi, Glomeromycota, Glomeromycetes, Glomerales, Glomeraceae. Gene Ontology annotation, molecular function: oxidoreductase activity.